Messenger RNA from Etheostoma spectabile (orangethroat darter), 5226 nucleotides. It is a transcript of the gene slc16a10, whose product is annotated as solute carrier family 16 member 10. The record is from RefSeq and is a predicted model, not a curated record. The coding region runs from base 281 to 1792 and encodes 503 amino acids. Gene Ontology annotation, molecular function: transmembrane transporter activity. Gene Ontology annotation, biological process: transmembrane transport. Gene Ontology annotation, cellular component: basolateral plasma membrane. Lineage: Eukaryota; Metazoa; Chordata; Actinopteri; Perciformes; Percidae. The transcript has 6 exons.
GCAGGAUUCCCCGGAGCCCCGCCCCCUUCGCGGUUUCUAUUUAUAACACUGCAACAGCCGCUUUUUGACAGCUACUGUAGGACCAGAUGCUGCAUAAGCAGCACCACCCUCUGAACACAGCCUCACGUUAACGGAUGCAACUUCACGCUAAGCCAACAGACGUCAUUGUUCAGAGAUAACUGUAUUUUGAGUUUUAUUUCCUUACUCCCGUCACGUCAACGUGUUUGUUGUAGUUUUUUUUUUUCUUUCUCAUCAUUGAUACAAGCCUGAUAUAAAAACGAUGACAGAAGGGAACAAUAUGCCAGAAUGUGAUCCAGCGGGUAAAGAUGAGGUGCCCGUCGGCGUGCCCGCGGAGGAGAAGCAGUCUGAGGAGGAGAGGAAGGAGAACGGGGACAGCAAAGUGUCCGUUUCGGAGCCACCCGCGGCUCCUGGAGCGGAGGAGGUCGAGUUUGUACACCCAGAGGGCGGCUGGGGGUGGCUGGUCAUGCUGGCUGCCAUGUGGUGUAACGGCUCGGUGUUUGGGAUCCAGAACGCCUUCGGGAUCCUCUUCCUCUCCCUCCUCCGGGAGUUCGGCUCCGAGGACGAUGAAGACCUCCGCUUCAAGACAGCACUGGUGGGCUCCCUCUCCAUGGGCAUGAUCUUCUUCUGCUCUCCCAUCGUCAGCAUCUUCACCGACAUCCUCGGCUGCAGAGUCACAGCAGUGGGCGGCGCUGCUGUCGGCCUGGUCGGCCUGCUGGCCAGCUCCUUUGUCACGUCCCUGGGCCCCAUGUACUUCACCUAUGGCAUUGUGUUUGCCUGCGGCUGCUCUUUCGCCUACCAACCCAGCCUGGUCAUCCUGGGCCACUACUUCAAAAAGCGCCUGGGUCUGGUGAACGGCAUUGUGACGGCCGGCAGCAGCAUCUUCACCAUCACGUUGCCCUUUGUGCUGUCGGGCCUUCUGGAAAAAGUGGGCCUCCAGAACACCAUGCGCGUCCUCUGCAUCCUCAUGUUUAUUCUGAUGCUGGCCGGCUUAACCUACAAGCCCCUGCUGCCAGCCAAAUCCUCCAACAGCCGCACGGGCAGCCGGUGCCCACCCAUGAGCCAGAUCUUCAACAUCAAUAUCUGGAGGUCUGUGGGAUAUCGCAUUUGGGCCUUCGGUGUCCCUGCAGCCCUCUAUGGCUACUUUGUGCCUUAUGUUCACCUGAUGAAGCAUGUAGAGGAGCGUUUUGGGAAAGAGGCCAGUAAAGAAGUUCUGCUCAUGUGCAUCGGCAUCACGUCCUGUGUGGGCCGUCUCAUCUUCGGCAGGGUGGCAGACUACGUUAAUGGAGUCAACAAAGUCUACCUGCAGGUAACCUCCUUCUUCGUCAUUGGCCUCAUGUCCAUGAUGAUCCCUCUGUGCAACAUCUUCGGCGGGCUGAUCGCCGUGUGCCUGCUGAUGGGGCUGUUCGACGGCUGCUUCAUCUGCAUCAUGGCCCCUAUCGCCUUUGAGCUGGUCGGGGACAAAGAUGUGUCCCAGGCCAUCGGCUUCCUGCUGGGCCUGAUGUCCGUGCCAAUGACUGUGGGGCCCCCCAUCGCAGGCUUCCUGAGGGACAGACUGGGUAGCUACGACGUGGCCUUCUACCUGGCAGGUAUCCCCCCAAUCUUCGGAGGCGCCGUCCUCUGUCUGAUACCCUGGGUGGAGGCCCGGCGCAAGAGGAAGGAGAAGGAGGACGCCUUGAACAAAGAGCAGGGUCAACUGCUGGCCGGCCAGAAGCACGAUCACGAGAAGGCUCAGGAAGACGCGACUAGCAAAACUGGAGAGUCUGUCCUCUAAGUGUCCCGCCGAACCGACUGAAAGAGACAAACACACACAAAACGGGGUUCAGACUGACACUGCUGAGUUCUGAGAUACAGUAGGAGUAAGAUUGGAACAACUGCCUUCAGUAGAAGAAAAUGCCAAAGUGAUGAAACAUAUCAGUUAAGAGUUGGGGGUUGAAAGGUUGAAGUACAGAUCCCGAAGAACUAUGCAUUAGAUUGUUUUGACUGAACUAAUCUCAAAAACAGCAGACACAAACUUGAGGUCUUACAUGAAAACUGAGAAAACAUUUCAUUUUUAUUUUUCACAAGGGAAAGAAGAGGAGGUGCUGUGCUGGUCUAUAAAUGCGGUGUAUUCACAGCUUGAGCCAGUGUCUCAACCCAAAAAAACUCUUUCAGAUGGACUUUCUUUACAAUCAGUUUUCAACACUAACAUAUGUUUGUUGUUUUUAUGUAGAAACAUAGCAUACAAAGAUUUAGUCAUCAAAUUGUCCACGACAGGAACCCAGUCAUGUGUGGGAACAUAACUUGAUUUAGCCUCAAUCAACAUCUUUUGUUUUUGCGUCAUCGCAAAGCAAACCGGUCUGCAAAACAUUUGUCCUUUAAACCUGCCAUCUUCAUUGUGUCCAGUGUCCCUCAGACAGGACAUUUCUUAAAGCCAAAAAUUGUAAAUACCGGGGGGGUAAUGUGUUGAUAGUGUUUCAAAGGGACAUCCGGAGGUCCUCAUUAGUGUUAGUCCUGAAGCUCUGGGAUCGUCUGAGCUGUAAGGGUGCUCAGACACUUGAAGGGAAGCAGCUUUUAGGCACAAUGGUUCUGGUCUUUCCUCCAGGCUGGAUCCAGGAAAUCACUUCUUUUAUACAAAGAGCUGUACUCAAGGCUGGAUUACCAAAACAAGGCCCCGAGGGGCCAAAAUCUCCAACCUUCAGCAUGUCUCAGUUAGUUUGUUGUAAUAAAUUGCAUAUGAGUUUGAGAAUUCUGUGUGAACAUAGUGUAGACUGAAAUGAACUAAACCUUAAGGCAGUGUUGUAGUACUCAAGAUCGAAGGUCUAGGUUCUUGUCCCGGAAUCAACCACAUUUUAACUCGGCCUUGGAUAAAGAGGACUCUGGAUUUUAUUUCAAGACCCGUCAAGACCACAACUGCAUGGAUUUUGCUAAACAGCCUGUGCAUUGUCUGAUUUAGGUGUGUGUUAAAAUUGUCAAAUGCAACCAAUAACUUGACUUACACUAAUUUAAAAUGUGUUCCCUGAGACCCCCCUCUUCCUGUCCCCUUUACACACACUCCCAAGAAAGAGAAUGUGGGAGACAUAAGAAGAAGCUCUGGCUGUCUAACACAAAUCUGGUCUUGGUCUUGACUCAGUCUCACCCUGCCUUGGUCUUAGUCUUGUUCUUGACUCUAUCUUGUCCUGCUUUGGUCUCGACUCGUUCUCGCCCUGCCUUGGUCUUGGUCUUGACUCGGUCUCGCCCUGCCUUGGUCUUGGUCUUAACUUGGUCUCGCCCUGCCUUGGUCAUGAUUUUGACAUGGUCUCGCCCUGCUUUGGUCUUGGUCUUGGUCUUGACUCGGUCUCGCCCUCUCUUGGUCUUGAUCUUGGUCUCGACUCGUUCUCGCCCUGCCUUGGUCUUGGUCUUGACUCGGUCUCGCCCUGCCUUGGUCUUGGUCUUGACUCUGUCUCGCCCUGCCUUGGUCAUGAUUUUGACAUGGUCUCGCCCUGCUUUGGUCCUGGUUUUGACUUGGUCUUGCCCUGCCUUGGUCUCGGUCUUGACUCUAUCUCACCCUGCCUUGGUCUUGGUCUCGCCCUGCCUUGGUCUUGGUCUUGACUCUGUUGCGCCCUGCCUUGGUCUUGGUCUUUUCUUGGUCUCUAUACACUCUGUUCUUGGGGAUGGUGGUUUUGGUUAAGGUGGCCUCAACUACAACACUGCCUUAAGGAGACCUCUGCAUUAUUACAUCAUCUUGAAGGUCCCUCUGUGAGCAGGGGGCCCCAGGUAAAAUCUACAUUUCAAUUAUUUAAGUUUAUACUAAGCUUAUAUGGUGUAUAUUCCAAGGCUGCAUAAUAUGGAAAAUAUGAGAUAAUGCUGUUGAAUAUCGCGAUAACGGUGAGACCUGCGAUAAAUGAACAGAUAUUAAAUUGUACUCAGUUCUGCCUUUCUUUUGCCUUUAGUAUUCUGGUAAAAUUCAAAUGAUUGAAAGUCAAUUAUUUCCAACAUUCUUUGAACACUGAACUGAAUAUGAAAGGCAGCACUGAAGAAAGAAUUAAAGUUACAUUCUAUAGUGCAGAUUUCUGCUGAUAUUUUCUAUCAACUAGCACAAACAAUCUCUGCGUGUCUUCCACAGUGUGUCGCAACCUCUCAAGAUGUGCUUAUUAUGGCAGUUAAUAAUGCAAUGAGUAUUAGUAUUAGAGCUAUUGUGCAGCCCUAGCAUGUGCCUACAUGCAAUUUUGGUUUGUUGAAUUACCACACACUUAUGAAUGAUUAACUAAUACAAACCCAAUCCACAGAGGGGUGGAGGAAGUUUGUGAUUAAUAUUUUUAAAAGGAAGAGUUUGACAUUACGGGAACUAUGCUUAUUCGCUUUUUUGUCAGUAAGAUGAGAUAAUAUAUACUGACAAUUGUUAGCCGGCGGGUAAGCUUAGCUUAGCAUUAUUCUUAUUCCAUAAGACUGGAACUGAAAGGCUGUAACUAUAUAUAUAUAUAUAUAUAUAUAUAUAUAUAUAUAUAUAUAUAUAUAUAUAUAUAUAUAUAUAUUUAUUUAGGCUCUUUCCUCAAGAAAAAGGGAUGUGUUUUUAAUUAAAACAAAGGAGCAAUUUAACAUCAUUUUAGACCCAUAUAAUCAUCAUACCUAUGUCUAAAACGUUGGUAAAGCAGAUAAUAAAUAAACAACACUCAAAAAGCUUGCUAAAGAAGUACAACUACAGUCGUUAGAUCUGAAAAAGAAAAGUCUUUUAGUUAGUUUGAUGCUUUUUUUUCCCAUUUGUUUUGCUGCUUUUCGCCACAUUUCACAUUCAUUCGGCUUAGGUGCUGACAAACAAACGGCUCAGGUGCUGCACCUAAGACUUAGAAUGGUAGGGAAAACCCUGAGGAUGUGUGAUCUCAUUUGCAUAAUCUGUACAAAAAAAUGAAUGUAAAAGAAAAAUAUACGGCAUGGUUAUGUGCUGAACUAUUUCUUCGCGGGGUGCAAAAGAUUUCCUCGCAUGAUUCCAGUAACAACAAAAACUCUUAACCAGCACAUCACAGUACACCAGCUUUCCGUUAUGAACCGAAAAAUUGGAUGUGUUGACAUUGUGUUUGUGUAUAUGUCUAUUAAUCGUCCGCAGUAUUGAUAUUGAGCAGUAUUUUCUUUCAAAAUGAACCAGAGGUGAGACUGAAUUUCAAGUUUUUGUUUUGUUUUGUUUUCUCUGUAAUUUGGUCCAAUAUUUUCCGCACAGACUUUCGUUGUGUGACAUAAAAAUGUUACAAUGCC